AUGGAACAGUCGCUGGAACGAUUGGACCAGGAGAUUACGCUACACUUACAGCAAAUAGACUCCAAUCUCAGCUAUUGCUUCAACAAGAUUUCGCAGGAUGUUAUCCCGCAUGUCACGAAAUAUGGCAGCGUGUGCGACCAAGUGAUGGACAGUAGCAACUGGCUCAAAAUCAUGUUCCAAGAGGCUGGAAACCUCCAGAUAGACGCUGUCGCGGGUAAUGAGCCCACUGCGGCGACCGCAGGAUCACAGCUGCAAAGUGGCGACCAAAACUCUAUGCAAUCGCUGUUCCCCGGGAAGCCCCGUCUAAGUCCCGACUCUUCGAGCGUGAUGGUGCCACCUUCAUUAGUUCAGAACUCUAUGGGUGCGCCGGACGCCUCUGCUACAACCACCACCACCACUGGCCAGAUUCUACGGCUACCAGACUCAAGCGAUGAGGAACGCGAUGCCCGCGAAAACGACAACCACGACUCUAAUUCCGCCAGCAACACCGAAACAGCGCACGUAGGCGCUGAUCUCAAUCCUAGCCGCUCCGCAGACCCGGACGGUAGUACCAUACAACGUCAGCGUCGCAAACGCAAGCUUUCUCUCCUUUUGCAACAACAGUUUGGCUCCAGUUCCAGCAGCGUGGCCCCGUCACCCGCCCAGCUUCAAAGACCUGCCACGACCAACAAUCUAGAUAGCUCGCCUAUCCGCAAGGAGAGCACCAAGCAAUCCAACUUCGUGGAGCCAGGGACUGUCAUCUACUUCCCAACACGGGACGAAACCUAG
Lachancea dasiensis is the source of this 768-nucleotide messenger RNA. The record is from the annotation of a GenBank genome assembly. Lineage: Eukaryota; Fungi; Ascomycota; Saccharomycetes; Saccharomycetales; Saccharomycetaceae.